Pelodiscus sinensis (Chinese soft-shelled turtle) is the source of this 1029-nucleotide messenger RNA. RefSeq names its product olfactory receptor 52N2-like. Gene Ontology annotation, biological process: G protein-coupled receptor signaling pathway. Gene Ontology annotation, molecular function: olfactory receptor activity; G protein-coupled receptor activity. The record is from RefSeq and is a predicted model, not a curated record. NCBI's taxonomy places the organism in Eukaryota, Metazoa, Chordata, Testudines, Trionychidae. Gene Ontology annotation, cellular component: plasma membrane.
AUGUGUCUCUCCCUUCCCAGGUACCUGGAGGAGUCCAAUCCACACAUCGGCCACCUCAUGUCUAAUUUCAACCUCACCUCUUCUGACCCUUCUGUAUUCAUCCUAAUGGGCAUCCCUGGCCUGGAAGCAGCCCACAUCUGGAUUGCCAUCCCCUUCUGUGUAUGCUACCUUAUCAGCCUGUUGGGAAAUUUCCUGAUUCUGUUUGUGGUAGGCAAAGAGCAGAGCCUGCACACGCCGAUGUACCUGCUGCUCUGCAUGCUGGCACUCACCGACAUCGGCAUGUCUUCCUCUGUUGUGCCGAAAGCCCUGUGUAUAUUGUGGUUCAAUCUGAAAGACAUUACUGUGGGAGGUUGCCUCACUCAGAUGUUCUUCCUUCACAUGGUUAUUGUGAUGCAAGCAGCUGUUCUCAGCAUAAUGGCCUUCGAUCGCUACAUUGCCAUAUGCAACCCUCUAAGAUACGCCACCAUCCUCACCAAUGCACGCGUAGCUAAGCUAGGGCUAGCGGGUUUGGUAAGAGCUGUUCUCUUAGUUUUGCCCAUGCCUCUGCGCCUGAGCAGCCUGCCGUUCUGUGCCAACCACAUUAUCCCCCACACAUACUGCGAGCACAUGUCUGUGGCAAAGAUCUCCUGUGGGGACAUCACAAUCAGUCGGACUUAUGGAUUGGGAAUGAUAUUAUCAGUCUCUGGGUUAGAUCUGACACUCAUUGCUCUGUCCUAUGGACUGAUCAUCAGAGCUAUCCUCAAAGUCUCCUCCAAGACAGCCCACCAGAAAGCCCUCAACCCCUGCACAGCCCACAUCUGUGUGAUUCUGGUGUCUUACUCUUCCUGCCUCUUCUCCUCUCUGACACAAAGGUUCGGCCAGAGCAUCCCUUCCCCAGCACAAGUCAUUAUUGCCAAUGUCUAUGUCCUUGUCCCUUCCAUGUUCAACCCCAUCAUCUAUGGGGUCAAAACCAAAGAGCUUCGUGCCAAAGUGAGUAAAUACAUCUGCAGAAGGCAAUCACCUGGGACUACUGACUCUAAACCUGCAUAA